This is a messenger RNA of Apis laboriosa (Himalayan honeybee), 1278 nucleotides long. RefSeq lists its product as uncharacterized. The transcript has 4 exons. Bases 1 to 1278 code for a protein of 425 amino acids. NCBI's taxonomy places the organism in Eukaryota, Metazoa, Arthropoda, Insecta, Hymenoptera, Apidae. The record is from RefSeq and is a predicted model, not a curated record.
AUGGGUACAAUUACCACUUAUAAUCGAACAUCGUCACUAUCAAAUAUAUCAUCCGUCUUAAUUUAUGCACAAUGUCAAGAUAUUUUAUCAAAUAAACAAUUACGCAUAAGUUUGAAUCCUAUAUCAAUCAAAUUGGAACAAUUAUCUAAUUUUCCGGUUGAUAUAAUAACUGAAAAUGGUUUCAAAUAUUUAUAUAUGAAGAUUUUUAUGGUAGAUCGUACAAUCGUCACGCCGUAUUAUGCUCCAAAUAGAAUAAUGUAUUUCGAAUUUGUUAAAUGUUUCCUCUGUGAAGAAUUUCAACUGAUAGAAUUGAUUAAUUUCCUUACAACAAAAUUCCUCACUAUUGAAAUAAUUGGUAUACGAAUUGUUAAUGUUAUCGAAUCAACUUUCACUUCUGAACAACUUAAUUAUGACAGAUCUGUAACACAAUCAUCAAAAAUACUUAUGAAGGAAGAAAUUUUAUUAGGCGUUGUUCAAUAUGAUAUAUCUGAUCUUUUAAGAGGACUUUGGGAAGUGAAAUUGACGAAUACCUUAAUUCAUCCUCAUAAUGUUUUUGCAACUAAUUAUGAUGAAAAUGAUAAAAAAAGAAUGAAACUUUCGUGGAAAAAUUCUCCUCUUACUACAGAUAUUCUUACAUCAUAUAAUACAUCAAUGAAAAUUAAAAUUCGUUUAGCAUAUGAUUUGCGAGCGUUUCAAAAAAAGAUUCUUCGAUGUGAAAAUAUAUUGAAUCGAAUUUUUUUUAAUUUGAAUGAUUUGAAAUUGGCUAAUGAUAUUUUAAAUGACGUGUUUUUUUAUAAUUCCAGUUUAUUGAACACUUAUCAAUCUUCAAAUUUAAAAGCACAAAAUGUAAUAAAACACAUUUUAACGGGUUUCGUUAUUGAAAAUUGUGAAAAAAUCUACAUUUUUCUAGAAGGUUUAUCUAAUGGAUACUUGUUAAAAAUUUGGGAAAAGGUAAAGAAGCUUCCUAUACAACAUAAGUGUAUUUAUUAUAACAGCAAUUAUAUAUUUUCUACGCGACUUUAUGAAGAUUUUAUACCUUUUGGUGGAAUUGUUCAUAUUAAAUUGAGUGAAUCUUUGAAGUCGCAACUUCGUACAUAUAGUUUAUAUGUUGGUAAAACAAAAACAACAAUUCAAUCGAAUAUUAUACGAAAAUUAGGCAUGAUGAAUCAAACAUUAACAAUGAAAUCUUUAUGUCAAACAUGUUUAUUCCCAAAAUCAAAUGAUGUGAAAGUUUUUAUUGAUGAUAUUCGCAAAAUAUAUUUAAAAAAUGCAAUAUAA